Molecule: messenger RNA, 1420 nt
Organism: Symsagittifera roscoffensis
Lineage: Eukaryota; Metazoa; Xenacoelomorpha; Acoela; Convolutidae
Product: kynurenine formamidase-like
Exons: 4
Coding region: 226-1092 (288 amino acids)
Molecular function (GO): arylformamidase activity
Source: RefSeq, a predicted model, not a curated record
GUUUGCAUUUCAGAUUUCGAAUUAGGUACAUGAAAGCAUUUGACUUUAAAGUUUCAAAAUUGAUAAGCAAAAUGAUAAUAAUUGAACUUGCUAUUGCGUAAGUUUAAUCAAGAGAUUUUUGAACCAAAAUUUGCUAACAAAACUUGCUUAACAGUUCUCUACAUUUUUUGUAGUUACUUGCACCAAACAAAGUUUUUACUUCAAAACUCGAAAGCAGUCCAAAAUAUGCGUCAAGUGGCUUCUGUUAUAUUCAUAUUCGUGUUUUCCAAUAUCGGAGCGGCAUUCAAGGCUGACGUCAGCAGUUGGGUCAGUUUAACUUACCCCCUCUCAGAGAAAACACCCGUCUACCCAGGGGUGUACGAUCCACUUCGAAUCAAUCCAGAAAAGUCCGCAGCGACAGACGAAUGGCCGGGAAUCCCCGCUGCAGACGGAACUUAUGUUGCAUUCCGUUUCAUUGAAAUGUAUGAACAUACUGGCACUCAUGUGGAUGCCCCCUCCCACUUCUGCAAAGGGUGCAAAGAUGAAGCUGACUUGACUUGGGAGGAGCUGACCGGACCCCUGGUUAUCAUCAAUGUCCGAGAAAUUGUGAAGAAUGCCAACAGUUCGAGCUUUCACUUGCAAGCUGAACACCUCCAUCCAUUUGUCGAACAUUAUGGACCAAUUGAAUCUGGCUCUUUUCUGUUCAUCAACACUGGCUGGGGAGAUUUUUACUGGACUGAUGGAGAAAAGUAUGCAAAGGAGCCAGCCUGUCUAGGAGAGAGUGCGGUGGAUUGGGUGCUGGAACAUGCACCGGAUAUUCUGGGACUCGGAAUUGACGCUCUGGCUCCAGAGUGUGGAGAUAACAAAUCUUUCCGCCUGCACACUACAAUGCUGCCACGGGGUCAACUGAUUGUGGAGAAUGUCAAGUCCAGUGGGAUGGAUCAACUGCCCCCCAAGGGCUCAUAUCUCAUGAUGUUCCCCAUGCACUUGAAGGGGGGCACCGGAAGUCCAGUUCGGAUGGUAGCUGUUAGAGAUUCCUCAGCUGCCCCUAGACUGUCUCUUCUUGCCUUAUUGUCUCUGUUCUUUAAUACAUUUGCGUCUUAUCUUAAGUAAAAACGACUCACAGUCUUGAAAUCAAACUUACUUCCUUGAGUUAUCAGAAUUGAUACAGAUCAGAGGACGAAAACUUGAGAUUUUUUGACACUCCUCUAUUUCGCAUUACGGAUAUCAUAAAGUGAAAAAGCCAAAAUCAACAAAUUGUAUGGUAACAUUAGGAUUUUGUCUUUAUCUUUGUGGUAAAUGAGAAAAAGGUGAAACUCCAAAAGUCGAGUUUGUCAUUUCGUCUUAAUGAUCAGGGGCGGUUUUAGGGGAGGGUUUAGAACGCGCUUCUCUCUGGGGUUCGACGCCCUCACCAACCAAAAGGUCUCCCUUUUGAUAUUAU